Drosophila mauritiana is the source of this 650-nucleotide messenger RNA. RefSeq lists its product as uncharacterized. The record is from RefSeq and is a predicted model, not a curated record. The coding region runs from base 1 to 609 and encodes 202 amino acids. The transcript is spliced from 2 exons. NCBI's taxonomy places the organism in Eukaryota, Metazoa, Arthropoda, Insecta, Diptera, Drosophilidae.
AUGGCUGAUCAAUUUUCGGUGCUGUGUCAAAUAUUAAUUUUUCUAACCGCUGCACAGCCUUCGAUUGGAGGUCACUUCGAGUAUGUUUUGGAUGACGAAUCAGUGUUUUCGGAAUGUUUUGAUAUGCCGCCUGGAUAUGCGAAUAUAAGCGGGCUGUUUGAUGUUUCAACAAUUAACUUUGAAAUGGGGCCAGAAGGAGUUCACGUCGACGGAUACCUAACCUCCUCGUGGGAUAUACAACCAACGGAUCGCAUUGAGGGUCGAUUAAAUGUCGUUCAUAUGGACCGUGGCACUUGGCAACCGACGGUACUAAAUAUGGUGUCCAGAGAUUUUUGCAAAACAUUUGUGGAUCCCAAUCAAUAUUGGUACAAUAUUUUUCCAAAACAUAUUAUAAACAGGGACGAGGCUCGACAAAAAUGUCUAAACUAUAAAGGAACUGUUUACUUCAUGGAACCAUAUACCUUACAAAUGCAUUUUGGACUUGGUUUGACGCUUCCUUCUGGAAGAAAUCGAAUGGUGUUCAAUUUGGUAGCAAUUGAUGAGAAUAAUGUUACGCGACCAAAUGGAAUUUGCUUUGAGAUAGAAGGGGAUUUUUUUAAAAUCGAAUAACUGAUCUAUAACAGUACCUUUUAUUUGCCACUAUGGAUUGC